AUGGAAAGUAUUAAAAAAUCAGUAGAAAAGAAUACUCGACCAACAGGUACUCGACGUCAUAGAAAACGUCGAAAUAAGUUACCACCAGGUUAUGAUCAAUGGGACGAUGAAAAUAAACAAUAUUAUGAAGAUGUCACCAAUGUUUUGCGACAAUGGAAGGCUACACGAAUACAAUGUCAACUGCGUCGCUUUACAAUUGGAUUUUGGCAAUAUCUUAAGUAUCAAUUAAAAGGACAUCCAAUGCAUGCUAAUGAAAUGAGAGAUUAUAAGAAUGCUGUAGAAGUAUUUGCUGGUUUAAAAGGAAGUCAAUCGCUUGAUUAUGAUUAA
Molecule: messenger RNA, 327 nt
Organism: Brugia pahangi
Lineage: Eukaryota; Metazoa; Nematoda; Chromadorea; Rhabditida; Onchocercidae
Source: the annotation of a GenBank genome assembly